Molecule: messenger RNA, 3486 nt
Organism: Girardinichthys multiradiatus
Lineage: Eukaryota; Metazoa; Chordata; Actinopteri; Cyprinodontiformes; Goodeidae
Gene: ece1
Product: endothelin converting enzyme 1
Exons: 18
Coding region: 381-2681 (766 amino acids)
Biological process (GO): peptide hormone processing
Cellular component (GO): plasma membrane
Molecular function (GO): metalloendopeptidase activity
Source: RefSeq, a predicted model, not a curated record
CGUCUUCUCUAGUUCCGCGUUUGCAUGGAGUGAGCUGGGAAGGAAGUCCAAGAGAGAGAGAGAGAGAGAGUGUGUGAGAAAGAGUAGGAGAUCUUACUAGGACUUUCAGGAGGAGGAUUUUAGGUUUUGUUAUGUCUCCCUGUGUGCCUGAAGCCAUGGGGGCUGUGAGAGUGACUUCAAGAAAGCAGACUGACUUUUUUUUAAGAAGGCUUGCAUUUUGGAUAAAAUAGUUCCAACCAGAUAAAGUAGAUUUCUCCUGAUGGAUCCUAAAGGACAACCGUGCUCUGAAACCUCAGGAAUCGACGAAUAAUAGACAUCCCAAGUGAAAGACUCUCUGUCACACAUCUCUCACCUGGGAAAGAUAGGAGCUUGAAGGAAACAUGGAAGCACUGAGAGAAUCGUUUCUUCAUUUGACUUUUCAGAUGUCAACCUAUAAGAGAGCAACGCUGGAUGAGGAGGAACUGGUGGACUCUACCAGUGACGAUGUCUACACCUCAUCCCCCAUGCAGGUGACCUUUUUUCCAGGCCGGCGCACCAUGUGUUGGCCAGACAAGCCACAAAAAGAGAAGAUGCUGAUGCUUUUUGUGUGUCUCCUGUCAAUCGCCCUGUUCAUAUCACUCAUCUCUGCUGGAGUCUUUUACAAUAAAGCUCACCCAGGCCUGUGCCUUUCAGAACCAUGCGUUACUGUCACCAGCACUGUCAUAGGAGCUCUGGACAGAUCUGUGGACCCUUGCCAUGACUUCUACAACUUUGCUUGUGGGGGCUGGGUGAAGAACAACCCUCUCCCUGAAGGGAAGUCCCGCUGGGGUCCUUUUAGCAACCUGUGGGAGCACAACAUGCUUGUGAUGAAACGUUUAUUAGAAAACACAACCAUGAAAGGAUUGAGUAAAGCUGAGAAAAAAGCCCAGCAUUACUAUCAGGCCUGUAUGAAUGAGUCAAAGAUUGAAGAAAUGGGAGCAAAGCCUCUGCAGCAGUUAAUCAGUAAGAUAGGAGGAUGGUCUCUGACUGAACCUUGGGACAAGGACAAUUUCCAAGAAGUUCUCCGAACUGUCUCUGCCAGCUUAAGGACCUCCCCUUUCUUCACUGUGUUUGUUAGCACAGACUCCAAAAACUCCAACAGUAAUGUCAUCCAGGUGGAUCAGUCCAGCCUGGGACUGCCUUCAAGGGAUUACUACCUCAACAAAACGGCCAAUGAAAAGUAUCUUACAGCAUACCUCAACUUCCUCACGGAGUUAGGGGUUCUCCUGGGCGGUUCACAGGAGACGUCUCAGACGCUCAUGAAAGAAAUUUUGGACUUUGAAACCACCCUGGCCAACAUCACAGUGCCUCAGGAGGAAAGGAGAGAUGAAGAGCUCAUUUACCAUAAAGUAGAGGCCAAGGACCUAAAAGAUCUGGCUCCUGCAGUCGACUGGAUGCCUUAUCUGACAGAAGUGUUCGCGCCUGUGGCGCUUAACGAGUCAGAGCCUGUUGUUGUUUAUGCCAAAGAAUACCUCCAGAAAGUGUCUGAGCUCAUAGCAAACACAAAUAAAAGCCUACUCAACAAUUACAUGAUAAUGAAGGUGGUGAGAAAGAUGGUUUCCAUUUUAGACCAACGAUUCCAGGAUGUAGAGCAGCGCUUCCUUGAAGUCAUGUAUGGCACUAAAAAGAGCUGUACUCCCCGUUGGAAGCUGUGUGUCAGCGACACAGACAGUGCCUUGGGCUUUGCUCUCGGUGCCCUGUUCGUCAAGGACACCUUUGCAGAGGACAGCAAAGCCACUGCUGAAGAAAUGGUUGCAGAAAUAAAACGGGCAUUCGAAGAUAGCUUGAAGGAUGUGAGCUGGAUGGAUUCAGACACAAAGAAAGCUGCAAAAGAAAAGGCAGAUGCCAUUUACAACAUGGUUGGAUAUCCAGAAUUUAUCAUGAACGCCACAAAGCUAGACAAAGUAUUCAAUGAUUUUGUGGUGGUGUCAGAUCUUUACUUCCAGAAUGUCAUGCAGUACUACAACUUCUCUGCCAGAGUGACUGCAGACCAGCUGAGGAAAUCUCCCAACAGAAACCAGUGGAGCAUGACCCCUCCAACUGUAAAUGCGUAUUACAACCCAACAAAGAACGAGAUGGUUCUACCAGCAGGGAUCCUUCAGGCUCCGUUCUAUAGUCGAUCAUGGCCCAAAGCUCUCAACUUUGGCGGGAUUGGAGUUGUCAUGGGUCAUGAAUUGACUCAUGCGUUUGAUGACCAAGGAAGGGAAUACGACAAAGAUGGAAAUUUGCGCCCUUGGUGGAAGAAUUCGUCUGUGGAGGCCUUCAAGAGGCAGACCCAGUGCAUGGUGGAGCAAUACGGCAAUUAUAGCAUCAACAAGGAGCCUCUGAAUGGAAGACACACGCUGGGGGAGAACAUCGCUGACAACGGAGGAUUAAAAGCUGCUUACAAGGCCUAUGUAAACUGGAUCAAAAAGAAUGGUGAGGAAGCAACGCUGCCGGCCCUGGGAAUGACGAACCAUCAGCUGUUUUUUGUAGGAUUUGCACAGGUGUGGUGUGCUGUCCGAACACCCGAGAGCUCUCACGAGGGGGUAAUUACUGAUCCCCACAGCCCAUCAAGAUUUAGAGUCAUCGGCACCAUCUCCAACUCAAAGGAAUUCUCAAAGCACUUUGGCUGCAAAGCAGAUGCUCCAAUGAACCCGAAACAUAAGUGUGAGCUUUGGUGAAUCCUUGCUGAAUAGCACUGUCUUUUACCAAGCGGCGAAGUGGUCGGUUAGAGAAAAUACCACGAUACUGACAAAGUCUUGUUGGACAGAAAUGCAAGAACCACUGAAACCCUUGUUGCCGUCCCACUUAAUGGUUGUCAGGAUCCUUAUGUGGACAUGUGCCUGCUUCAUUUGGAGGACCAGAGUCUUUGCUGCUUCACCACAAGGACUGUUAUUUUAGAAAAUAGCUUUAUUUAGCUUAAAUGUAGCAGUAAAUGUGUUUUCUACACUGGAAACCCAUUAAAUAGUUACAAAAGUACAGGAAUUGCUCAGAUUAUGCAAACUGCUUGUUCUCCAAGUGACAAAGAAGCAAAGUAAUGUUUCUUUUUGUAUGUAUGUUAUCUUUAACUAUGCUUGGAUCUGCUCUGGUUUAUUUAUAGUUAUAUCUAUUUUUUUAAAACAACAACCUGCAAGAUUUAUAACUGUAUGAUGUUUUUAAAGUUGUAUGAUUGUUUGUUUUUAUUUUGCAGCUUUGUCAUUAAGCUGUUGCAAUAUUUCAAAAACAUUAUGUUAUAAAAAAAGGUGUCAUUCAGAACGCAAGCAAUUUCUAAGCCAUGAUGUAACAUAAUUUGUUUUAUUUGUAAAAGUUUAUUUCAAAUUAUUUUGUUUAGUAAAAUCAAUCUUAAAACAUACUUGAGUCAUUUUCACAGAUUAAUUGUGGUUUCAAGUCGGUGUGAAAGUAAGGCUGUCUCAGCUUUCAUGUCAUUUACGCACAGGUUCACGUCAGUAUCUGAGAACAUUAUAAAAAAGUUCAUGUACCUCAGUA